CCCAACCAGUCACAUGACCGUCAGCUGACAACGUGUAGUAGGAAGCCGCAAACAGACGUGGUAAAGUUUGAAGUUACGGUGUUCACCCGUGUCAUUUCGUGUCAUUAAACGUUUCUGUAGCGUUUUAAAAAGACGUCAGGACCAGGCCGGUUUUUGAACGUCGUUUCUUUCAAAAAUAUUUCCUCUGAGGCGAAACAAAAGUGCUGGCAGAUCCCGUAGUCCAAACAGGUUGCAGAGAGAGGAAGUGCCUUUCAGACCAGAUGUCCUCCUCUUCUUCUGUCACCCUAAACACAGGGGUUCAGAUGCCCCUCCUGGGUUUGGGGACCUACAAGUUGCGGGGACCUGAAGAAGUGUAUCGGGCUGUGGAUGCUGCUCUGUCUGCUGGUUACCGGGCCUUUGACAGCGCAGCCGUCUACCGGAACGAGGCCGACUUGGGCCGAGCGCUGAGGGAACUCCUGCCUAAACAUGGCUUAGCCAGAGAGGAUGUGUUCAUAACCAGUAAGCUGGGACCGAAGGAUCAAGGUGAGCGGGCCAUGGACGGUGCCCUCCACAGUCUGGCUCAGCUGGACUUGGGUUACAUCGACCUCUAUCUGAUCCACUGGCCGGGCACACAGGGCCUGGUGGUGGCUGACAAACACAACCCAGGCAACCGAGCUCAGAGUUGGGCCACGCUGGAGGAGCUGCAUCGCCAGGGGAAGCUUAAGGCCAUAGGAGUGUCCAACUACACCCCAACACACAUGAGGGAGCUAAUGCAGAGCUGCAAAGUCCCUCCUGCAGUUCUACAGGUGGAGUUUCACCCACGGCUGUGCCAGUCAGAGCUGAGGAGUGUCUGUAAGGAGUACGGAGUGUGCUUCCAAGCGUACUCCUCCCUGGGGCAAGGAGAGCUGGUCACUGAUCCUGCAGUAAUGGAGGUGGCAAAGAACUGCAAACGCACACCUGCACAGGUUUUAUUGCGCUGGGCGGUGCAGCAGGGCGUCCCGGUGCUCCCCAAGUCAUCAAACCCGGACAGGAUACAGGAGAAUGCCAGACUUUUUGACUUCAGCCUGAAAGACCCAGACAUGGACAGACUGUCGUCUCUGGACUGUGACCACAAGUACUGCUGGGACCCGUCCGAGGUGGCCUGAAACACAAACUGGGACAGAAACUCUAUCCUCCAUGAUGGCUGCUGUGUGGGGAAUUACACAUGCAGCUUAGGUUUUUAAGCCAUACAUACUCAGAUCAACUACUGUUAUUACUGUUGCCCGUAUUCCACAAUACACUGAGAGCCUUUUCAGUCAGUAUUUACAGGCUUUAUUGCCUGAUGACUUACUCCUGUUUACAAAUCUCUUCUUGUGCCAUCAUUUUAAGACUUAAUUCCACAUUCAUCACAAUCUCUUGCCUCACUGUUUCUUUUCAAGUCUUUUCAUGUUCUCUUCGAAUUACUACAAUCUUGUAAUGAGCAGCUUCAAAAUCGUCAAAACCUCCUCUGCUUUAAAGAAAUACAACGAAGCGGAUCUCCUUUAAAACCACUCUUAAAAUUAUUUAUUCACAACAGCAUAUACCAGAGGUUUCACAGCUGUAGAGAAAAUACAUUUACAAAAGUCAUUAAAAACUGAAAAAGAAUAAUAGUAAUAAAAAAAAAGGAAA
Messenger RNA from Acanthochromis polyacanthus (spiny chromis), 1626 nucleotides. RefSeq lists its product as uncharacterized. Bases 261 to 1124 code for a protein of 287 amino acids. The transcript has 6 exons. Lineage: Eukaryota; Metazoa; Chordata; Actinopteri; Pomacentridae. The record is from RefSeq and is a predicted model, not a curated record. Gene Ontology annotation, molecular function: oxidoreductase activity.